AACCGUGACAGAAUGGUGGACUGUAUGAACAAAGUCAUGCUGCACGCGGUCGUCUCAUGCUGGCAGCCAUUCCUUGGACUGGUACUGGUGGCUGCCUUUGUGGGCUCUUCUCUAGGAUGUCCCUCACGCUGCGAGUGCUCGGCUCAGACCAAGGCCGUCGUCUGCCACCGCAAGCGAAUGCCCACCAUCCCAGAUGGCAUCCCGACCGAGACCAGGAUCCUGGACCUGAGUAAAAACAAGCUGACAAUGAUCAACCCUGAUGACUUUAUUAACUUCCCUGGGCUGGAGGAACUGGACCUCAGUGGGAAUCUGAUCAGCUACGUCGAGCCUGGAGCUUUUAACGCCUUGUUUAACAUGCACUCUCUCAGUCUGAAGAGCAACCGAAUCAAGCUCAUCCCUCUGGGGGUUUUCACAGCCCUGACCAAUCUAACCCAACUGGAUAUAAGUGACAACAAGAUCGUCAUUCUUUUGGAUUAUAUGUUCCAGGAUUUACAUAAUCUGAGGUCUUUGGAAGUGGGAGACAACGACCUGGUUUAUAUUUCUCACCGUGCGUUCAGUGGACUCCUGAGCCUGGAGGAAUUGACCUUAGAACGAUGCAACCUUACAGUUGUACCCACCGAGGCGCUCUCUCACCUGCACAACCUGGUCAGCCUUCAUCUCCGUUACCUCAGCAUUAGCACUUUGCAUCCGUAUUCCUUCAAAAAGCUGUUCCGGCUGCGGCAUUUAGAAAUCGAUAACUGGCCUUCACUGGACCACAUGCCAGUGAAUACCCUCCAUGGCCUGAACCUGACCACAUUGUUCAUAACCAACACCAACCUAUCCUCCUUCCCUUACCAAGCCCUGAAGCACCUGCCCUACCUGACCCACCUCAACCUGUCCUUCAACCGGAUCCGCCACAUCGAAGGAGGGAUGCUGAUGGAGCUGGUUCGGUUGCGAGAGUUGCAUCUAGUGGGAGCUCAGCUGACCACCAUCGAUCCUUACGCCUUUCAAGGCCUACGGGGUCUCAAGGUGCUCAACGUCUCCCACAACCGCCUGGACACCCUGGAAAAGGGCGUGUUCCAGUCGCCCGAGGCUCUGGAGGUCCUUCUGAUCGACAACAACCCCUUGGUGUGUGACUGUCGUCUCAUGUGGAUCCUGCAGAAAAAGCACUCCAUUUUGUUUGGAGACUCGCAGCCUGAAUGCAGCACACCCGAGGGGAUCCGUGGUCGGCCUUUCAAGGAGUUCAAGGAGGCGCUCCUGUCUUAUUACGUAACGUGCACCAAGCCAAAAAUUCGCGAGAAUAAAACCCAAACAAUUACAGUGGAUGAGGGCCAGCAGGCGAUGCUGCGCUGCAGCGCCGAAGGGACGCCGAGGCCGAGCGUGUCGUGGCUGUCCCCACGUCGACGAGUACUGACGAGUCGGAACCACGGACGACUGAUGGUGCACAACAACGGCACAUUAGAGAUCAAGUCUGCAGAGAUACAAGACAGUGGCGUGUACCUCUGCCUGGCCUCCAACACUGCAGGAAAUGACACCCUGAUGGCUUCAUUAGCGGUGAAAAGUCUGGGGUCGCUGUACGCCAACAGGACCCAGCAUUACACAGACCCUAACAACGCCACUGCCAAUGAAACGGCCAACAUUUCCCUUGGUCUGGACCUGAAGACUAUUUUAGUGUCCACCGCUAUGGGCUGCUUCACCUUUCUGGGAGUGGUCUUGUUUUGCUUCCUGCUGCUUUUUGUGUGGAGCAGAGGAAAAGGAAAACAUAAAAACAACAUCGAUGUUGAAUAUGUACCUCGGUCAAAGUCCAACGGUACUAAUGUUGAUUCAGCAGAGGGACAGGCUGGUCCGCGCCGGUUUAACAUGAAAAUGAUGUAAGUUAAACAUACAUAUAUAAAAGAGACAGAAGAGGACUGGAUUGUGGACACAGUUGGAGUAUAAAGUAUUUUUUUGAAAAUGGAACGACAGAAUGAUAGUGGUUUUAGGCUAUCUAGCAUAAAGGGACAUUCUGUAAAUCACUGGAUUGACGCCGAGUUCAGCAGCGAAAAGCACAUUACACGUCUUACAUAACUGCCAGCUGGCAACUUCUCAGAAGAGGCAUGGAAACAGUUGUUGCCAUGAGGACCUAAAGGCAAAAGGUGUCAUGUAUUAACUUUUUGAAAUUUGUAUGUACAAAAAGAAGCCCUUAGUUUUGGGUUGACUACAGACUCAUCUACACAAUGUACAGUAUGAAUUUGUAUCUAAGCUAUUAACCUACUUUGUUUAGUCCUGCGCCAUGCUUAUUCACUGAACAACGAAAGAGACCCUGAGUUCUUCUGUUCAGGAUGUUUACUGAAUGCUUCAUUAUGUACCUGUGUGGAUAUUCAUUCAACAGAACUAUUCAUAGCAAUAUUCAUGGGAUACAUUAGCCAAAAUUGUAACCCCACAUGUUCAGCAAGAACGAGUUUCCAUUGAUUUAGGAAGGGCUUCUCCUCCACGGCUGAGUUUCUGUCCCUGUGCCCCGAUUGCCACCUGGAUAAUAUGAAACAUAUAGAAUUUACUAAUAAUAAAUAUUUGUGGAAAAUGUUGAUAAUUUUGCGAAAGCCAACGCUCUAACACUGUUCAGGACCUAACACAAACCUUUGAUCAUCCUGAAAACGGCCUAGUCCAGGUCACAAACCACCUUCUUGUCCUAGUUUUGUCUUUUUUUACUUUAACUGUAUCUUUGCUGGUUGGCUAACUACAUGUGUCAAUUUUACAAAAGUGACAUCUGCAUCAUUUUCCCCUGUAGAAAAUUUGGACUUUGUUGUGGUAGUUCUUCAUUUUGUUGUUGAAUCAUUUAGAUUGUAAAAACUACAAAAAGUAAAAGUUGAAAAAAUGUAUGUGAAAUAAAUGAAUAUGUAUUUGUACCUAUGUGUCAGAUUAUUCCUGCUAAUAUGCUGGAUUGAGUUCACUGUUUGUCGUUGCAUCAUAUAGAUAUCAGACACAGGAUGUGCAUCUUUACACAGAUUUCAGUCUCAGAUUCUCUAUUUUCCUUUGCAGGGUUACCUCACUGUUAAUGUAUAAAGUGCUAUAAAAUGAC
Messenger RNA from Poecilia latipinna (sailfin molly), 3037 nucleotides. RefSeq names its product leucine rich repeat and Ig domain containing 2 (gene lingo2). The record is from RefSeq and is a predicted model, not a curated record. Gene Ontology annotation, molecular function: protein binding. The transcript has a single exon. Lineage: Eukaryota; Metazoa; Chordata; Actinopteri; Cyprinodontiformes; Poeciliidae. Gene Ontology annotation, cellular component: plasma membrane. Bases 13 to 1854 code for a protein of 613 amino acids.